Molecule: messenger RNA, 348 nt
Organism: Soboliphyme baturini
Lineage: Eukaryota; Metazoa; Nematoda; Enoplea; Dioctophymatida; Soboliphymatidae
Source: the annotation of a GenBank genome assembly
AUGAAGUUGCAGCUUUGUGCUUUCUCCUCUCUAACAGUUUGCGCUGGUAUUUUCUGUGCCCUGGUUUCGCACCCCGCUGAUUCGGUCGUGUCCAAACUUAAUCAGGACAGCGGUUCUACGGCCUACCAAGUGUUGAAGAAGCUAGGGUGGAUCGGCGUAUGGAAAGGCUUGUUUCCUCGAAUUUUAAUGAUCGGCACGCUGACAGCAUUGCAAUGGUUCAUCUACGAUUCGGUUAAGGUGUUUUUCAAGAUGCCUCGUCCGCCACCGCCUGAAAUGCCUGAAUCUUUGCGCUUGAAAUAUAUUGCUAUGGGAAAGCCGAUACCAGUUAUUAAAGCCAGUAGUCACUGA